GGCCAGUGGUCGCGGAGCGGUGCGCGCGAGAGGAAGUGGGGUGCGCGCGUGUGGUGAGCGGUAGGCCACCUGUGCCAAAGUGGUUUGUGUCAGCGAUUUCGAAAUCGGCGAUAAAAUCGAGUGAUAUGUAUAUGCGGAAAUAGCGUGCCGCAUAUACACCCCUGCCAUGGAUCCAAAGGCGAGCCUUUGGGUAGGAUGCGUCCUGCUCCUUUUAUGUUUGGAUCUAUCUGAAGGAUUCCGGUCCUGCCACCCGAACCCGUGCAAGAACGGCGCCGAGUGUGAGCAGCGCCGGCGCGGCGACCCUCCAGUCUGCAAAUGUCCUCCGACGCACGUGGGCACCUACUGUCAGUACGAGAACCCGUGUCUGACGGGGCGCGGCCAGCGCUGCCAGAACGGCGGCCGAUGCAAGGUCGAGCUCAACGACAACUCGAGUCCGCAGUUCUCGUGCGAGUGUCCGAUCGGCUACUCGGCCAGUCUCUGUGAGAUCCCGGUGACGAACGCGUGCGACAGCGAGCCGUGCCAGAACGGCGGCACGUGCUCGCUGGAGACGCUCGACCGCUACCGGUGCACGUGUCCGGCGCGCUUCCGCGGCGACAACUGCGAACUCAAGGACCACUGCGCCUCGCAGCCGUGCCGAAACUCGGCCAAGUGCACCUCGCUCGAGUCCAGCUACAAGUGCCAGUGUGCCGACGGGUUCACCGGAGCCAAGUGCACGGACGAUAUCAACGAGUGCGACAGCGCCCCGUGCGCGCACGGACGCUGCGUCAACACGUUCGGCAGCUACCAGUGCAUCUGCGACGCCGGCUACACGGGACGCAACUGCGACACCAACUACGUGCCGUGUGUGCCGUCUCCGUGUCAGAACGGCGGCAACUGCACCGUCAUCAACGACCUCGAGCACUCCUGCAAGUGCCCGCUCGGGUUCACUGGGAAGGACUGUGAAGACAACACGGACGACUGUGCCGGCAACCUCUGCCAGAACGGCGCCAAAUGCAUCGACGGCAUCAACUCGUACACGUGCGAGUGUCCGCCGACCUACACCGGCGAGUACUGCACGCAGGAUGUGGACGAGUGCGCACUGCGGCCGUCCAUCUGCAAGAACGGCGCCACGUGCACCAACACGGUGGGCGGCUACUCGUGCAUCUGCGUCAACGGCUGGAUCGGGGACGACUGCAGCGAGAACGAGGAUGACUGCGCCAAGGGCGGCUGCUUCGCCGGCGCCACCUGCCACGACCGCGUCGGCACCUUCCACUGCGAGUGUCCGCCCGGCAAGACAGGUCUUCUGUGUCACCUGAACGACGACUGCGCCUCCAACCCUUGUCACUCGGGCGCCAAGUGCUACACGUCGCCCAUCAACGGCACCUACAAGUGCCACUGCGACACCGGCUACUGGGGCAACGACUGCUCCCAGGACCUCAACGAGUGCGAAGAAGGCUCGCCGUGUGAACACAACGGCAGGUGUGUCAACACUCCGGGAUCCUUCAAGUGCGAGUGCUCCACCGGCUUCACAGGCGCCAGGUGCGAGAUCAACAUCAACGAGUGCGACUCGAACCCGUGUCAGAACGAGGGCACGUGUCUAGACGAGAGCGGCGCCUUCCGCUGCAUCUGUAUGCCAGGCUAUACGGGCCGGCACUGCGAGACUGAUAUCGACGAGUGCAGUCUGCUCGAGGAGCCAUGCUUCAACAAGGGCAUCUGCAUCGACAUGAUCAACGGCUACGAGUGUCGCUGCAACUUCGGCUUCACGGGCAAACGGUGCGCGCAGAACAUCGACGACUGUGUGAGCCGGCCGUGCCAGAACGGCGGCGUGUGCCGGGACGGCAUCAACGGCUACACCUGCCAGUGUCCGCCCGGCUUCACCGGCGCCGACUGCGAGACCAACAUCGACGACUGCGUGGGCCAGCCGUGCCACCACGGCACCUGCACCGACCUGGUCAACAAGUUCCGCUGCCAGUGCUACCCGGGCUACCGCGGCCGGCUCUGCGAGUCGCAGAUCAACGAGUGCGAGAGCCACCCGUGCGAGCACGGCGGAACGUGCGACGACCUGGUGAACGGCUUCCAGUGCCGCUGCAAGCCGGGCACCUACGGCGAGCGCUGCGAACACAACAUCGACGAGUGCCUGGCCAACCCGUGCAACAACGGCGCCACCUGCAUCGACAAGAUCAACAUGUACGAGUGCCGGUGCGCGCCCGGCUUCACGGGCCGCCACUGCGACAUCAACAUCGACGACUGUCGCUCGAACCCGUGCGCCAACGGCGGCACGUGCGUGGACGAGGUGAACGGCUACAGCUGCCGCUGCCCGCGCGGCUACUACGACCGGCGCUGCUUCAGCGACGUCGACGAGUGCGCCUCGAACCCGUGCCUGAACGGCGGCCACUGCGAGGACGGCGUGAAUCGCUUCAUCUGCCACUGCCUGCCCGGCUACGGCGGCCUGCGCUGCGAGCAGGACGUGGACGAGUGCCAGUCGAACCCGUGCCAGCACGGCGGAUCCUGUACCGACCUGCUCAACGACUACAAGUGCUCGUGCCGCGAGGGCUACGCCGGCCGCAACUGCGAGAUUAACGUGGACGACUGCGCCUCGCGGCCGUGCCUGCACGGCGGCACUUGCAUCGACCGUGUGAACGCGUUCGAGUGCGUCUGCGCCCUGCAGUACAACGGCACACGGUGCGAGGCCGAGCUGAACCCGUGCGUGCCCAAUCGGUGCCGCAACGGCGCGCUGUGCUCGCCCAGCAGCAACUACCGCGACUUCGGCUGUCAGUGCCCGCUCGGCUACAAGGGUCGGCUGUGCGACAUCGACCUGGACGAGUGCGAGGCCAGCGACCCGUGCCGCAACGGCGCCACCUGCGAGAACGUACCCGGCUCCUAUCGCUGCCACUGCAUGCCCGGCUUCGAGGGGCGCGACUGCACCCGAAACAUCGACGAGUGCGCCUCCAAGCCGUGCAAGAACGGCGGCACGUGUCUGGACGGGGUGAACGACUACACUUGCUCGUGCCGUCCCGGCUUCACGGGCAAACACUGCGAGAAGGACGUGGACGAGUGUCUGAGCGCGCCGUGCCUCAACGGCGCCACCUGCAAGGACUACGUCAACAGCUACACGUGCGAGUGUCCGCUGGGCUUCUCUGGCACCGACUGCCAGACCAACGACAUGGACUGCACGGCCAGCAGCUGCAUGAACGCCGGCACCUGCGUGGACGGCAUCAACAACUACACGUGUCUCUGCCGGGAGGGCUUCACGGGCUCCAGCUGCCAGACGCCCAUCAACGAGUGCGACUCGAGCCCGUGCGCCAACGGCGCCACCUGCAUCGACCACCGCGGCUACUUCUCGUGCCACUGCAUGCACGGCUACGCCGGCGAGCUGUGCACCGAUUACGUGGACUGGUGCUCGACCAACCCGUGCCUCAACGGCGCCACCUGCAACCAGAAGAAGAACACCUACAAGUGCACCUGCCUGCCCGGCUGGACGGGCGCGCUCUGUGAUGUGGAGAUGGUCUCGUGCCAGGACGCGGCGCUGCGCAAGUCGGUGACGCGGCCGCAGCUCUGCGAGCACGGCGGCACCUGUGAGGACAUCGGCAACUCGCACCGGUGCCACUGCGCGCGCGGCUACACGGGCUCCUACUGCCAGCACGAGGAGGACGAGUGCGAGACGUCGCCGUGCAAGAACGGCGCCACAUGCCACGACCUAGUGGGCACCUACCGCUGCGAGUGCCGGCCCGGCUUCUCGGGAGUCGACUGCGAAAUCAACGAGGACGACUGCGUGCCGAACCGGUGCCAGAACGGCGGCACCUGCCUGGACAUGGUCGAGUCGUUCAGCUGCUCAUGCCCGCACGGAACGGUCGGCCAGCUUUGUGAAACCAACGAGGACGACUGUUACGAGGGCGCCUGCCACCACGGCGGCACGUGCGUCGACCAGGUGGGCGGCUUUACCUGCCAGUGUCCGCCCGGUUUCGUCGGGCCGCAGUGCGAGGGAGACAUCAACGAGUGUCUCACUAAGCCGUGCUUCGAGCCGGGCACCAAGGACUGCGUGGAGCUGGUCAACGACUUCGAGUGCAUGUGCCGGCCCGGCUGGCGCGGCCGCCUCUGCGACGUCAAGAUCGACUUCUGCGGCCGCAACCCGUGUCUGAACGGCGGCGUGUGCGACGGCGUACCGGACGGCUACACGUGCCACUGUCUGGAUGGUUUCACCGGCGAGCACUGCGAGCGGGAACAGACCGAGUGCGACCGGCAGCCGUGCCGCAACGGUGGCACGUGCCGGCCGUACGCGCGCGGCUACGCCUGCACCUGCCCGCCGGGCACGUCCGGCAAAAACUGCGAGCAGGACGUGCACGACGAGUGCAAGCCGAACCCGUGCCAGCAGGGCGGCGUGUGCCUGGACCGCGCCGGCCGCUUCGAGUGCGACUGUCCGCCGACGCUGACCGGCCUGCGCUGUGAGAUCUACGACCCGAGCUCGCCGGGCGGCAUAUUCCGGCCUCUGGACGUGGUCACCGGCCUGCCGAUCGAUAUCCUGGCCGAGCAGGAGCACUGCCGUCGACUCAACUGCCACGAGCGCGCCGGCGACCGCCACUGCGACCCCGAGUGCAACACGUACGCCUGUCAGUUCGACGGCGGCGACUGUUCGCUGUACACGAACCCGUGGCAGAACUGCAGCACCGAGGCCGUGCGCUGCUGGGAGGUGUUCAUGGACGGCAAGUGCGACAUGGAGUGCAACAACGCCGACUGCCUGUUCGACGGCCGCGACUGUCAGUCGGUGGUGCAGGAGUGCAACCCGGUGCACGACUACUUCUGCCGAACCAAAUACGCGGAUGGCGUGUGCGACCAGAGCUGCAACACGGAGGGCUGCAACUGGGACGGCCUCGACUGUGAGCAGGGGCCGCCCGUGCUCGCCUCCGGAGACCUGCGCUUCGUGCUGCUCGUCGACAUGCAGGAGUUCCUCAACAACACGGUGCCGUUCCUGCGCGAGGUCGGCCGCGAGCUGCGCACCAACGUGGUCAUCAAGCGCGACGGCAACGGGCAGCCGAUGGUGUACCCUUGGCAGCCGAGCCGCACCAUCAGCCCAGGCGGCGGCCGCGAGCCCUACCGCUACCGCUUCGUCGGCAAGGGCACCGAGGUGUACGUCAGCCUGGACAACCGCAACUGCGCGCGCGCAGAGGGCGGCCGCUGCUUCAUCGACGCCGAGCAGGCGGCCAGCUACCUGGGCGCGGCCGCCUCCAUGGCGCAACUCUCCUCAUCAUAUCCCAUCUACGAGGUGAACGGCUCGGGCGGCCGCGUGUCGCCCGCGCCGGGCGGCAGCGGCGCCUACCAGUACGUCAUCCCCAUCAUCCUGCUGCUCGUCUUCGUCAUGAUCCUGGUCGGCGUGCUGGUGCAGACCAAGCGGAAACGCGACCGCGGCGUCACCUGGUUCCCCGAGGGCUUCUUCGGGGCGGGCAGCGCGCCCGGGCCGCGGCGUACCAACUCACGCCGGCCCGGCCCCGACGGCCAGGAGAUGCGGCACAUCUCGCAGAGUCGGCUGGCCGAGCUGGACAGCAACGACAACGUGCCGCAGUGGUCGGACGACGACGAGCCGAGCGCCAAGCGGCUGGACAGCGGCCCGUACGGCAGCGACCACACGGUCGUCACAGAUGUGGAGGACGACCGCGGCUGGACGCAGCAGCACAUGAACGCCGCCGACAUCCGCAACCCGGACCUGCUGGCGCUGACGCCCACACACGGCGAGGCGGCUGCGCCCGACGUGGACGUGCGCGGACCGAUGGGCAUGACGCCGCUCAUGAUCGCCUCGUUCCGGAACGGCGGCGCCACGCCCGUGGCCGAGCCCGAGACGGAGGACGACGUGGACGACGGCUCGGCCAGCGUCAUCCAGGAGCUCAUCAACCAGGGCGCCAAGCUGAACGCCACCAUGGACCGCACCGGCGAGACGUCGCUGCACCUGGCGGCGCGCUACGCCCGCGCCGACGCCGCCAAACGGCUGCUGGACGCCGGCGCCGACGUCAACUGCCAGGACUCGACGGGCCGCACGCCGCUGCACGCCGCCGUCGCCUCCGACGCGCAGGGCGUCUUCCAGAUCCUCCUCCGUAACCGGUCGACGGACCUGAACGCGCGCUCCAACGACGGCACGACGCCGCUGAUCCUGGCGGCGCGUCUGGCCAACGAGGGCAUGGUGGAGGACCUGAUCGGCGCCGACACCGACGUCAACGCGGCCGACGACAGCGGCAAGACGGCGCUGCACUGGGCGGCCGCUGUCAACAAUGUCGAGGCCGUGCAGAUUCUGCUGACGCACGGCGCCAACCGGGACGCCCAGAACAACAAGGACGAGACACCGCUGUUCCAGGCGGCACGCGAGGGCUCCUACCAGGCCUGCAAGCUGCUGCUGGAUCACUACGCCAACCGAGACAUCACGGACCAUAUGGACCGGCUGCCGCGUGACGUGGCGGCUGAGCGGCUGCACCACGACAUCGUGCGGCUACUGGACGAGCACGUCACUAUGAGCCCGCAGCAGAUGCCCAGCGCUCAGUCCUUCGGCUCGGCCUCACAGGCCGACAUGUCUUCCCUGAUGAAGAAGCCCAAGAAGCGACCCCGCGCGGCGCUGCCGCCGCCGCAGUCGCAGGGCGCUGCCGGCGGCUCGGCCGACGACGAGCGCAAGGCGCGCACGGCCAGCAUGAAGCGCAAGAAGGCCGACCAGCUGGAGCAGCUGUCGCCCGAGAUGCUGGAGGACGCGCUCGACACGGCCAUGUACGCCAACGUGGCGUCGCUGUCGCAGCACUACGACAUGCGGAUACCCAACAAACCGCCGCCGCCGUAUGAGGACUGCGUCAAGUCGGCCGCCAGCAUGCAGAGCCUGCGCGGCGCGGGCAUGGAGGCAGCCGGCGGCGCGCAGCAGCCCUUCUUCCACCCGCGACAGAAGUCGAUGCCGGCCGCCGUCGGCAUGAGCCCGGAGGGAUACCUGCAGCACAUGCAGCAGCAACAGGAGCCGCCGCAGCCGGCGCCGCGGCAGCACACUCUGCCGCACGGCCAGCAGCAGCAGCAGGGCUACCCGGGCCUGCAGCAGAUGUCGCCCGGCACGUUCAUGCCGUCGCCGCAGAGCAGUAACUACUCGCCGUCACCGCCGGGCGCGCUCUCGCCCCAGGCCCUCUCGCCGUGCAAGCAGCGGCCGGUGAUGGCGCUUUCGCCCACCCACAUGGCGGCGAUACGCGGCGCGGCGCGCGUCAACGGCCACCAGCAGUACGCGUACGACGCCGGCGCCUACGGCCAGGCCGAGUUCACACAGUUGGCGUGCGGCGGCCCGCAGCAGCAGCAGCAGCAGCCGCAGCAGCAGCACAUGUACCCGCACUACCCGACGCCGCCGUCGCAGCACUCGCUGGGCGGCGAGCACGUGCAGCUGUCGCCGGACCACUACCCGACGCCGAGCCCCGACUCUCCGGGCCAGUGGUCGACGAGCAGCCCGCACUCGGCCGGCGGCUGGUCGGACGGCGUGUGCUCGCCGCCGGGCGCGCAGCCCAAGCCGCCGGCGCCGCCGCCACCGCAGCAUCAUCAGCCCGUCGGCGAGGGCGUCUAUAUCUAGCGGCGCGCCGCGCCUCAGCCAGCGACUGGUGUUUCGUAAAGUGCAAAGACAGUGGAGUGCGGGCGUGCCGUUGAGUGUACAUAGACACUAGGACAGCCAACUGUGUAUCAUACGCGAAUAUUAUUGUGCGGGGUUGGGGUGGGGGCGGGCGGGGGCAGCGUGAGGUGAGCAGACGAGACUCCGGUGUCGGCGACCACGGGCGCCGCGCUCGCCGGCCGCCGCUCGGUCGCGCCAAAUUCGGCGCGACUGCCAAAAUGGGUGUGCUGCGCGUCGGUUUCCAGCUUCGGAGCAGUAUCUGAUGUGAUUUUGAAUGGAUCUCACCACUCGUUGCUCACCAUGCUAGGGGACCAUACCGAUUUGUACAUGAAGAACGCAGUGGUUCCGAGCCACAGAGAAGCGCGCGGUGACUCACCGUGUAUUUAUGUAGCUAAGAAUCGCAUUUGUUACUAAAGAAAGUCCUCGGAAUUUAGUGCGAAAAAUGUUGGCGACCACGCGUUUCACUAUCGCCGACAUUUAGCCUUCUUGUACAAAUGUUUACGUUGCGACGAAGGUGAGCUCUGAACGGCGCAUUCCGUGCCUUUAAACGUGUUUUAUAAAUCGACCAGCUUGUGGCGAUCCGUUUUUAGACGCUACUUCCCCUGAGGUGUUUGUUUGUGUGUGUGCGCGGGUGUGUUGGGGCGUUGUCGCCGCCGGCCGCAGUGUGUUGCUGCUGCUCCGCCCUCGGCCCUCCGCGCCGAGAGGCGCCAUCUCCAUUGCGGCCGGUGCAUACGGAAACGAGCGUUUGGUUCUUUGGUAGCAUGUACUUCCCGGCGCCGCGUCGUCAUGCUGCAUUUGCCCGAUGUAUUUUGUAAAGACAAUAUAACUUAGCGUCGAAA
Amphibalanus amphitrite is the source of this 8424-nucleotide messenger RNA. Its product is annotated as neurogenic locus Notch protein-like. The record is from RefSeq and is a predicted model, not a curated record. Gene Ontology annotation, molecular function: Notch binding; calcium ion binding. Gene Ontology annotation, biological process: Notch signaling pathway; cell differentiation; multicellular organism development. Gene Ontology annotation, cellular component: membrane. Bases 167 to 7549 code for a protein of 2460 amino acids. NCBI's taxonomy places the organism in Eukaryota, Metazoa, Arthropoda, Thecostraca, Balanomorpha, Balanidae. The transcript has 12 exons.